Osmerus eperlanus (European smelt) is the source of this 2511-nucleotide messenger RNA. Its product is annotated as putative nuclease HARBI1. NCBI's taxonomy places the organism in Eukaryota, Metazoa, Chordata, Actinopteri, Osmeriformes, Osmeridae. The coding region runs from base 437 to 2149 and encodes 570 amino acids. The record is from RefSeq and is a predicted model, not a curated record. The transcript has 11 exons.
GUGACAGGGGGGAGAGAGCAGCAGCCGUAUCCUGAUCACCCAGAGAGAUUUGAGGGCUAUCCACAGGUGCUGUGUAGAGAGGGUCUGUCUGGGCGCUGUUACUGGGAGGCAGAGUGGAGUGGAGGAUGGGUUUCUAUAGCAGUGACAUAUAAAGGAAUCAGCAGGAGAGGAGGGGGUGCUGACUGUGGGCUUGGAUACAAUAACAAGUCCUGGGGCCUGUUGCACAAAAGUAGAAUUAAGACAUCCGGGAUAAAUGACUCAGCUGAGCUCAAUGAAGCCAAAACAUGUGCGUCCAGGCUUAAUUGGUUGCACAAAGACCAAGCCAGGAUGAGCAGACACGGAUUCAUUAAGCCAGGUGAAACCAAUCCUGGAUAGGUGCGCGCUCACGGCUCACUCAAAUAGACCCCGCCACAGAUCACAGAUUAACUGAUUUACCAUGGCAACUAGAGCCGCGUACUUUUCCCCGUCGGAAGCACAAAUCCUCAUGGAGGCAUACGAGGAGGUAAAAGAUAUAAUUAAGAAGAAAGGCAACACCGCCACAGUGAUAAAGCAAAGAGAAAAAGCGUGGCAAAGUAUUGCAGACCGCCUGAAUGCAUUAAACAUGAACGGGCCAAAACGGACAUGGCAGCAGGUCAAAAUCAAAUACAAGAACAUUCUGCAGAAUGCAGUGAAAAAGAAUACCCACAGACAAGGCACGGGUGGUGGGUCACCAAAGGCUGACCUUACCCCAGCAGAGGACAUGGCCUUGGAGCUAAAUAAAGGCAGGCCCGUCUUAGAGGGGAUCCCUGGGGGAAAAGAGACGAGCAUAGGUUCCUCCCAAGAUGCCACCCGCUUCAUUCAAGUGUCUGGCAGCACUGUGUUCCUGUUAGAGCCACCAGCACAAGCACCAGACGAUGCUGAUCCAGGUGAAGGCCCCAGUGCAGCAGCAACAGCACAUGAUGGAGACGAUGAUGGGGAGGAGACCAUCUCUCUGGAUUCCAGAAGGCAUGAGGACCCAGAUGCUAUACAGUGGGAAAACCAGCCUGGCAACAUAAGCUCACAAGCUAUCAGAAAGUUGUAUGGCAACCACCUCCGGCGCCAAAUAGAACUGGCAGACAUAGACAUUCAGUACAAGAAGAAAAAGAUGGAAAAUCUUGCACUGGAGUCCGAAAUAAAAAAGAGGACAAUUAGGAAACUGGACCUUGAAAUAAAAAAACUUGAGAGGGAGCUCCAAGAAGAUGACACAGCUGAUGACCAUCUAUAUGAAAGAUACAGGUUUUCUGCAGAUGGCAUCAGGUAUCUAUGCAGACUACUGGGUCCCAGGAUUAAGCACCGCACUGCACGGAGCCAUGCACUGAGUGUGGAGCAAAUGGUUUGUGUGGCCUUGCGCUUUUUUGCUAGUGGAGCCUUCCUGUACUCAGUGGGGGAUGCAGAACAGCUGAACAAGGCCACAAUUUGCCGCACAAUAAGGAGUGUGUGUCUGGCUAUCAAAGCAUUAGCAGAUGUCUUCAUCUCCUUCCCUGGCCACAGAAGACUCUGUGACAUCAAAGAGGAGUUCUAUAGGAUUGCAGGUUUCCCCAAUGUCAUUGGUGCAGUGGACUGCACACACAUAAGGAUAAAAGCCCCCUCAGGUGCCCAUGAGGCCGAUUUUGUGAAUAGGAAAUCCUUUCACAGCAUUAAUGUUCAGAUGGUCUGCAAUGCUGACUGUGUGAUCAGCAAUGUUGUGGCAAAAUGGCCUGGCUCAGUCCAUGACUCCAGAUUCUUUCGGGCCUCUGAAAUCUAUCAGUGCCUAUCACAAGGUGAAUUCUCUGGUGUGUUGCUGGGAGACAGGGGGUAUGGCUGCCAACCUUUUCUCCUGACACCUUUCACAGACCCCCAGGAAGCACAGCAGGCCUACAACCAUGCCCAUGCCAGGACCAGGGCCAGAGUUGAAAUGACCUUUGGCCUCCUGAAGGCACGCUUUCACUGCCUUCACAAAUUAAGGGUCAGCCCUGUUAGGGCAUGUGAUAUUACUGUGGCUUGUGCUGUCCUCCACAAUGUGGCCUGCCUGAGGAAGGAGAGGGCCCCCAGAGUGCCACCAGCCAUGGACUGGGACAAUCCGGCAAUCUUCCCUGAUGACGACAGUGGUCGGCUGCUGAGGGACCAAUAUGUGUUGAAUUAUUUUAGUUAGUAUGUGUGCUUUCAAUUUUGGUUAAAUAUGUCCUGCGGUGGCAGAGGAAUUUGGGUUUUUUUGGGUUCGUUUUUUUACGAAUUUGGCCUCUUAUGAUGUUUGUGCGGUAUACUGUGUGUAAUACAAGGCUGCAGGGAGGCUACUGCAUCCAUUCAUUUGUCUGUUCAGUUGAUGUGUAUGGAUUUGUGCAGACAUGCAGGGUGUGUUAUAUACAGACCUUUGAAUGUGUAUGUAUCAUUUUGUAUAAUAUGCUUGGAUUCUGUGCUUUCCAUCUUGUAGAGUCACUGUGACUUCAGUUUCGAAAGGAGCUGAUGGUUUACCUGCUUUGUUUUGUCCUUAUUCAAUAAAGGAACAUAAUGUUA